CGGUCGGAUCAGUUGGCCGAUGCUCGGCGUCGCGGUACGUUCGCUCACCGCCGCCAUCUUGUAUUUACGAAACGCGGACUAUUUUUUAAUAAAAAUAAACUAUACGUGUCAACUGUGCCGUUUCCAGUCUUAUUUACACAAAUGUGUAUGAAGCUUCUUGUGAAAAACCCAAAACGAGUGAAUCACACUUAACAACAACAUAUCCGAACUGUUUAUAAUAAAAAGUAACCAAACAUUCCAAAUAAUAAAAAAAAACUAACGUUUAAUUUAGUGUUGCCAUAUUAACAUUAACAAGCUUUUUUAAUACUCGAUAAGGCAGACAUUUAAGUGAGUAAUAACGAAAAAAAAAAUCGUGUCAAGAGCAAUAAGUGUGUGUCAAGGGGUUUCUGCAACUUUCCUUUUGUAGAACAAGCGAACUGGAUGACAUCGAUCGUGAUAAAAUAGUGGUGAAUCGUUUAAAUACGACCUCUGUUACCUUAAACGGGCUUAUUGUGGACGGAUUUUGGCGGAUCCUUUCAUAAUAACUCGCAACAGACAGAGCUCUGACCGCAAUUAAAAUAAUGAAACAAGUGCUCACAUAACCAAUCUCACUAAUAGUGCAUCUGUGAAGUUUGACAAACUAUGCUAAGUGUGUGUGCGUGAAAAUGUCUACGCAAGCUUACUACAAGGAGCGAUUGGGUUUCGACCCCCAAGAGGUGAUGCAAGAUGGCGUCAACGGCGCCGCUUACUACGACGGCCCUCAUCAACCGAAACGGCACAGGGGCGACCGCGGCGAGCACUCCGAGACCCACGACCAGGUUUACGAGGAGAACUUGACCAAAUUCAAAGGUACAACUUGUUGGGGCUUCUUUAUACAGCAGUCAGACGAACGUGACGCGAUACAAAAGAAGACGUUCACAAAAUGGGUCAACAAACAUCUCAAAAAGGUGAACCGUCACGUGAACGACCUGUUCGAAGACCUGCGCGAUGGACUCAACCUCAUCUCGCUGCUGGAGGUGCUUUCUGGCGAACACCUCCCGCGCGAGCGAGGCAGAAUGCGUUUCCAUAUGCUGCAGAACGUCCAGAUGGCUCUCGACUUCCUCCGCUACAAGAAGAUCAAGCUCGUCAACAUCAGAGCUGAAGACAUCGUCGACGGCAACCCCAAGCUCACCCUGGGGCUUAUCUGGACCAUCAUCUUACACUUCCAGAUAUCGGACAUCGUGAUCGGUCAGGAAGCGAACGUGACGGCCCGCGAGGCGCUGUUGAGCUGGGCUCGGCGCUCCACCGCCAAGUACCCGGGCGUGCGCGUCGCCGACUUCACCUCGUCGUGGCGCGACGGACUCGCCUUCAACGCGCUCAUACACAGGAACCGUCCUGAUCUGAUAGACUGGCGUAAUAUCAGAUCAAGACAAGUCCGUGAGCGCUUGGAGACAGCAUUCCACGUAGUCGAAAAGGAGUAUGGAGUUACCAGACUGUUGGAUCCUGAGGACGUGGACACCCACGAGCCGGACGAGAAGUCCCUGAUCACGUACAUCUCGUCGCUGUACGAGACGUUCCCCGAGCCGCCGGCGGUGCACCCGCUGUUCGACGCGGAGUCGCAGCGCCGCGCCGCCGCCUACACCGAGCAGGCCGCGCAGCACCGCGCCUGGCUGCACGAGAAGUGCGCACUCAUGCAGGACCGUGCUUUCCCGUCAACUUUGAUCGAGAUGAAGAAGCUGCUCAGCGAGAGCACGCGUUUCCGCCAAGAAGAGGUGCCGCUCAGGCAGAGGGAGAAACAGAAGCUCUUCCAUCAUUACAGGGAAUUAGAGAAAUACUUCGAAUCGGUGGGCGAGUGCGACAUCGAGCCCACGCUCCGGCCCGAGGCGCUGGAGCAGGCGUGGUCGCGGCUGCUGAUGGCGCAGCAGGAGCGCGAGCGCGACCUCACCGACGAGAUCCGCCGCCUCGAGCGGCUGCAGCGGCUUGCUGAGAAGCUGCACAGGGACAUAAAACAAACGGAAGGCGGUCUCGACAGCGUAGAGCGACACAUCGAGAGUGAGAUCCGUCGCGUGGAGCGCGGCGUCCACCCCGCCGACGCGAAGCUCGCAGUCGAGCAGAUAGAACAGGAGCUCAGGGCUAUGGAGCACACCAUACAGGAGAUGUUCCAGGACUCGCACGUUCUGAAGGAGGGACGGUACCCGCAAGCCGCUGAUUUGCAACGACGAGUCCAACAAGUCCACGAUCGCUGGCUGAACGCGCGCCAGUCCUUCACCGGACGCUUGGUCCCGCGUCUGUCGUCCGUCCGGCUGCCCGUCCAGCAGACCACGGUCCGGCGCGAGACCCGCACGGUGCUGGAGACUAGGGUCCACGACGCGGACCCCAAGUUCCAGCAGCUCAGCGAGGCCACCAGGUGGUGUAAGGAGAGACUGAAAAAGCUCCAUGAAUCCGACUACGGCUCCGACCUGCCGACUGUACAGCAUGAGCUCAACAAACACCAGCGGGAGCACAAACAGAUCGACCAGUUCCACUCCAAGGUGGAACAGUGCGUCCUAAACCGCUCAAACUUCAGCGGUGAAGAGCUGAACCUGUACAACCAACAUCUCAGCCAGCUACAGAAACUGUAUGCUGAACUGCUCUCGACAAGCACUAAACGCAUGUCGGAUCUAGACGCGUUACAAGAUUUCCUCCAAUCAGCGACGGCGGAGCUCAACUGGCUGAACGAGAAGGAACAGGUCGAGCUGUCUCGCGACUGGGCCGACCCUCACAUCAACCUGCCCGCUGUACAACAUUAUUACGAGCAACUGAUGUCUUCGCUUGAAAAGCGUGAGCUACAGUUCAGCAACGUUAUCGACCGCGGAGAAGCGCUCAUCGCUCAACACCAUCCCGCUACUAAGACGAUCGAGUCACAUCUGCAGGUAAUGCAGUCCCAAUGGGCAUGGGUCCUGCAGCUGACCUUGUGUCUCGAGACACAUCUGAAGCACACCACACAGUACCACAACUUCUUCGAAGAGGUCAAGGAGGCCGAGAAAUGGAUACAGAAACGCGAAGAAGCCUUGAACACAACAUUCUCCCAAUCCGAGUUCACUCUCGACCAAGGGGAGCGACUCCUCAAAGGCAUGCAGGAGUUGCGUGAGGAGCUGAACGCUCACGGGGCCCUGGUCUCCAGGCUGGGGGAUGAGGCCCAGGCCGUCAGGCCUCUGAAGCUCAGGAGGGCUCCUCUCACCAGGCCCUUGAGGGCUGACACCGUGUGUGCUUAUAAGCAUGCUAAUGUGGCCAUCGAGAAGGGCGCCGCGGUGACGGUAGUGGACAACUCAGGGCGGUCCCGCUGGCGCGUGCGCGUGGGCGGCGCGGGGACAGAGGUGCAGCUGCCGGGCGCAGUACUGGCGCUGCCGCCGCCCUGCCAGGACGCGGUGGACGCCGCCGCCCGCCUCAGGACUGCCUACGACAGGGUUAUACAACUAUGGCAGAGGAAGCAGUUGAGGAUGAGGCAGAACAUGAUCUUCGCUACCAUUAAGGUGGUGAAAGGAUGGGACUUCCCACAAUUCGUGGCAAUGGGCGCGGAACAACGCCAAGCCAUCCGUCGUGCCCUCAACGAGGACGCGGAGAAGCUGCUUGCAGAGGGCGACCCCGCCGACCCGCAGCUGCGGCGACUGCGCCGGGAGAUCGACGACGUCAACCGACUGUUCGACGAGUUCGAGAGGAGGGCGCGUGCUGAAGAGGAAUCGAAGAACGCCGCCCGCAUCUUCACGGAACAGUCAUCGAACCUCCUUGAACGCCUGGACGUUCUUGAGAGACAGCUGCACGAGAGGAUAGCCAGCCACAUCCCCCGAGACCUCGACACCCUGGAGCACCUGGUCCUGCAGCACAAGGACUGGGAGACCAGCGUGCACGCGCUCAACAGCGAUGUCGAAGAGGUGCAGGCUACCUUCAGAGGCAUCGCCCUCAAGACGCCCGCCAUGAAGAAGAACCUCGACAAGGUCAUCGGCAAGUGGAACGACAUGCAGAGCAAGAGCCAACUGUUUGUCGAAAGGCUGAAGUUCGUGGAGAUCGUGGUGAACAGCAUGGAGGAGAACCACCAGACGAUAUCGGAGUUCGAGAUCAAACUCGCGCAGUUCAACGACCUGCCUAACGAUGUUGAGCUGCUGAAGGAUAUGCACGAAGACCUCCUCCGCAUGCAAGUAGCAGUGAGCAAGCAGCAGAUCCAGGUCGACCAGAUGAACGAUGACGCGGAGAACUGCAGGCGCCUGGUGGAGACCUCGCGAGCUGGUCUCCCGCACUCCUCGCUCCCGAGGGCCGGGAAGCAUAUAGACCUGGAGAGGCUGGAUAAGGAGGUCUCGCAGCUCAACAAUAGAUGGAAUAAUGUCUGCACUCAGUUGGCUGAGAGACUCCGAAGUUGCGAAGCCGCGUAUCAACUCCUGCGCAACUACAACGCCGGUUUAGAGAAGGAAGCUGAAUGGAUAGACGAUGCGUACAGCAAGUUACAAGCACAACCACCCAUCGAAAUCAGGCCAAAAGAGCAAUUCGAACCAACUAGGAAUCUGCUCACGAGCGUCGUGGAGAGGACGCCUAAGAUUGAGAAGGUUAACGUUGAUGGUGGCAGAUACAUACGAGAGGCGAAGAUAUACUCGUCGAGGUGCCAGAGGUACGCCGAAUGGCUUUGCGACGAGGUCCAUCCCUCGCUGGACAUGCGUCAACUGCGGAGACAAGCUGACGUGGACCUGGCCGAGCGACUCCGCAGCAGGGGCCGAAGUGACCCUGAGCGAGUCCCCAUCGGGUCCGAAGCUGUCGCCAGGGAGCUUGACGAGUUGAACGCGAAGUACCAGAGUCUAAUGGAUAUGCUGUAUGAGAGAUUGAGACGGAUUGCGACCGCCAACCCUGGAGAUAUUGUUACUUUGCGUCUCGUCGAGGCAAUGGCACCUCGUUCGGCGCGGUCCUUCCGUCAAGAGUUCAAUAUGCAGGACUUGACCACAGAACACACGUAUACUUCGCACUAUACCACAGAAAAAUACGUCAGAACGUCACAGACGACAGAGUUAGACGGUCAACCAGUAGUAAAAUCAAUGACCAAUGGCAAACUGAACUCACCCAAUUAUACAACAAAAACUAUUAUAACAGAUGACGACAGACCUGACGUAAGAAAACUUAAACGAGUCCACAGAAUGUAUGAAGGACCAAACAUUAUAGAAUCUAAAGGUAUAUUGCAUCCCGAGACUAGAGAAAUACUCACAGUCGGUCAAGCUAUCAGCAUGAGAAUACUUGACGUAAGGACGGGAAGACUACUAUCUUCACCUGAAACGAGACAAACGAUGACAAUCGAUCAAGCCGCGCAAGAAGGUCUCAUAGACCCCAAACUUGCUGCGAGGUUAACGGGACCAUGCGGCAUGACCGAAGACGGAAACGAAGUCACAUUACUAGAAGCUAUACAAAGAGAACUAUACGACGCCGAACAAGGACUAGCAGAUCCGGCGGAGAAGAGAAUCAAGGUAACUGUCGAAGGUGAACGAUCGACACAAGGAAUGAGUAUCUCGGAUGCAUUGACACGCGGACAAGUCGAUUUACAAAAAGGUCUAUACAGACUACCUAAUGGAAGCUACAUAACCAUAGCCGAAGCCUACCAGAGGGGCUACCUCAUUUAUAACGAGAUUAUCAAAAUUAAAUCGAGCGCUCUGUGUCUGUCGGACGCGAUUAGUCAAGAUUUAGUUGAUAACAGCGGUUGGAUUAUGGACAGGAAUUCGGGCGAACGAUUCCAAAUUAACGUUGCUAUUAAAAACGAGCUAAUCAAUCCUAACGUUAGGGAAGUAGUUGAUCCUAAAAACGAUACAAAAAUAACGCUUGCUGAAGCGAUAGAGAAAAAUAUAAUCAAUGUUAAAACCUCUAAAUACGUACACAAUGUAACAAAAGAAAAACUCACUUUCAAAGACGCUGCUAGCCAUCGGUACAUUUGCAAACCUAUGACUCUCAAAGACGUCUGCGAUAAUAACCUUAUGACUAACGAUGGUAAGAUUUUGUCACCAGCCAACAAAGCUCCCUUAAAUAUUCUUGAAUCAAUUUCCGUCGGGGUUCUUGAUAGCGAUAACGUUAAAUGCAUAACUAAUACUACAACUGGCGCUCUUCUCACGCUAUCGGAAGCAUUAGGCGCCAAAAUAAUUUUACAUGACAACAAAUUCCGCGACAAUUUGACGGGUGAAAUUUGUACUAUUCCGGAAGCUGUAGACCGAGGUCUUAUUACAUCAGUUUCUCAAAGGUCCAUUUUCGACAUUGACGGCUUCAAAGAUCCCAAAACAGGGGAAUUUGUAUCCUUCAAUGUUGCUUUAAGUAAAGGUAAUCUCAAAUAUGUAAACGGUGAGACGUUUGUUAAGUCGGAAAGUGGAGACUGGGUAUACUUAGAAGACUGCACUAAGGUGUCCUUAGUUAGGGCCGAAGUAUUAGAAAUGUUCAAUCGUAAGAUAGGUGUAUAUGAUAACGGUAAGGAAUUGUCAGUUUUAGACGCGGUGUUCAAAAACACUCUUGAUCCCAAGACAGGGCAUUUGUUAGAUGCAAAAACUAAGAAACCUAUUCCAUUUAAUAAAGCUGUAGAAAUAAAUAUGAUAACACCCGAAGGCGCGGCCUUAUUAAAUUCCCUUCUAAAUAUUACUUUGACGUUACAAACCGUUACCAAGACAGUUAAACGCUAUGUAACAGUUACCAACACGAGCGGUACACAGAGAUCUGAAGCUAUAAUUACGUUUGCGGAGGCAAUUCGUCGCGGACUCAUUGAUGAAAACACACAAACAUUCACUGACCCAACUACUGGAACCGUGUUCCCGAUUCAGCAAGCCUUGGACCAAGGCCUAUUAGGCGUGGAAAAGAACGAACCCCGCGUGGUACAUAUAUCAGACCGUGUUUCAAAGAAAGACUUAGUACCGGGUCAAAUUGUUGAACUCAAAAUAACUAAGAAAUCAUUUAUCAAGGAUUUGCCUGACAGUAGUCCCGAAGGCAAAGUUGAACGAGAUAACAAACCGGAAACGGUCAAAAGCCCAGAUUAUUCGUUGCAUGAAGCUAUGCAACCUCGUGAAGAGUUCGUACAGGAAAUCAGAUCUGUUACUUCCAAAUCAGUUGUCACGGAACCCUCAGUUACUUCUAUGACAAUCAAAAAGAACACUAUUGAGUUGCCUCGCGGUGGCUGGACAUUAAAAGAAGCCAUUGAACAAAAUCUUUUCGAUCCAGCUACAGGCAUGUUUAUAAUUCCGGGGACAGACAGAGUUCUUGACCUCGAGGAGGCAUUAAAACUUAACGUAAUCAAUGGAGAUUCUGCUAAUGUAGUUGAUCCUAAAACUAAAAAAGAAGUUCCACUAAACAAGGCUUUAGAUUUGCGUCUUAUUGAUAGUGUAGGUCGCUAUAAAUAUGUCACAGAAAUAAUUACAAUGAAAGAGGCAAUCGAGCGGCGUUAUAUCGUUUUUGUUAAGCUAACCUCAACUAUAUCUUCACAGAAGGUAAUAACAAUUACGUCUGUAGCCGGCAUGCCGGACAAGAUGGAAAUAUCUGAACUAAGCAAAUCUUCUUCGCGUGAUGUUAUUUCAGAAGACCAGUCGGCGCUUGAACCCGUUCAAGUGGCGCCUGGAGUUAUAUUUGAUCCCUCUACAGCAUUAGUUAUUUCCACAUCGUCAGGAGUUUCAGAAAAUGUUCUAGAAGCAGUUGAGCGCGGAAUGUUACCACCAAACAGUGUGACAGUUACUGAACCUGUAUCCGGCAAGCCAAUAUCAUUAAAACAAGCCAUAGAUCAGGGUGUAAUUGAUACUCGUACGGGUGAGUACACCCCUCAAUCAGGUGCCAAGCUUAGUCUCGUAGACGCAGCUAAAAUAGGUCUCGUUGCAGUAGUCGGUGCGCCAUUAGUCGCUGCUUCUAAAGUCAUUCAGGUUGUCCGGAGUACUAUGGUAUUAGAUCCCCAAACCGGUGAAAGCGUACCCAUGGAAGUUGCGUAUGAACGCGGUUUAGUUGAUCCAAUUACUUACAAAAAGUAUGAAGAAUCCAUUCGAGACAGAACCCCUGAAACUGAAGUAACUCAGGAAAUUAAAACUUCAAGCACAAGUAGUGUUACUUAUACCCAAGUCACAACUACUAAAACAAUUCCCUCUGAAACAACAGUCACUGUUGUCGUAGAUCCAAAAACAGGAGAAAAAUUACCGAUAGAAGUAGCAUAUGAAAGAGGGCUAAUUGACCCCGUAUCAUACAAAAAAUAUGAACUCUCAAUCAAGGAAAAAACGCCGGAAUAUACACAAAGAAUUACAGGCUCACCUAGCAGUCAUGAAGUUACAUUUACUCAAGUGCUUAGUGCCACGACACCUGGUCAAAUGGUUACCAUGGUAGUCGAUCCAAAAACAAACGAACAGAUACCUAUCGAAGUUGCGUAUGAAAGAGGCAUAAUUGACGCUGUAACUUAUAAAAUAUAUCAGGACGCUUUAGCUAUUAAACAGCAAGAAGCUCUGUUGCAGGCUAGUAGUGCUAAACCUGUUGUAGGCACAAGCUCAGUAACAGUCUCUCAAUCAAGUAAACCCAUUUCAGUUGGUGCUGCAGUUUCUGAAGGCUUUAUUACUGUAGAAUCAAUUCAGAACAGCCUUUCAGCUGAUAACAGAAAAGGUAUAGAAAGUGCUGUUUUGCCUGAGAAAUCGAAAUCACGUCCUACUGACGUAAUACAAUUAACUAAGUCUUCUAGUUUUAGUGCCAAACCUAAAUAUAAAGUCAAUGUAAGUAGGGAGGCGACUCCUGAACCACAAAGUCAUGAAUCUAAGGUAAUCGUAUUACAAAAAUUGAGGAAGCAUGUCAUGUUCCCUCAAGAAGCGGUAGAAAAGAAAAUAAUUGAUCCAGAAACUGCAAAGAUUUUAGAGGGAGUCAAAUCCCUGACUGAUGAAUCUGGUUCACCAAUAACUCUUGAAAAGGCCAUUGAAAUGGGUUUAGUUGAUGAUAACAAAGGUAAAAUUGUGGAUCCUGUCCAUGGUGACGUAGUUAAUAUUAAGGAAGCUAUAAAAAGGGGUAUACUAGCUGGUGAGGGUCAAGAUGAAGUAUUAAUCCCAUUAGCCAGAAGUCUAACAAUACCUGAAGUACUAGAGCAAGGUCUUUUAGAUCCGGCUACUGGGAAAAUAGUUCAUCCUGAGACCGGAAGCCUUUUGACAUUAAGAGAAGCCAUUAUUUGCGAUAUUGUUGAUCCUCUUUCAACUAUUACCAUUGGACCUGGUAAGGAAAUCACAUUAGCUGAAGCCAUUGAGAGAAACUUUAUUGACAAUGAUAAAAACAUUGUUAAAAGUAGUGAUGGUCCGCUAGAUUUAUUAGCAGCUGUUAACGCUGAUGUAUUCCCUGAACCCGAUAAUAAGCCUCUUAUGGAGAUACCACCAGCAGCUAUGACACUUAACAUUGCUAUUAAAAAGAACCUAAUAAAUCCACAUACUGGAGAAAUGAGACAUCCUCUAACAGGAGAAUUGACCCCUGUUGGUGAUGCCGUAAACAAGGACUUAAUCAUGUCUAUUCCUUACCCGCAAUCGUCAGAAACUAUGACACUUGAGGAAGCCUUAGAAAACAGAGCCGUGAACCUAAAACAGGGCACAUUUACAGACCCUAAGUCUAAAAAAGUAAUUCCUUUAGAAGCGGCUCUAGAACAGGGACUACUUGCAGUCAAGCCAAUGAAGGAUAUGCAAGCAGUUGGUAUCGUAACUACCUUUUCCGAAACAUUUACGUCUCAACACACAGUUACGACUAAAAUGAUUGAAAUUCUAGCUGAUUAUGUCCUUGUAAGCGCGAAUGAGGUCCAAAAUGCAAAAACUGGUGAAAUAAUUUCAAUCGAAGAAGCUCGCCGCCAGGGCAUUGUCAAAGAUGAGCAAACAAGCAAAGAACAAUUCAUCACUAGCGAUACAAAUAUUAACUUUGAAGAUGCUCUAAACCUUGGGUAUAUUAACAUUGAAACUGGUACAUUCACUCAUCCUAAAACUGGAGAAACACUUACGAUUUCAGAAGCCGUUACAAGUGGCAUCUUGAAUACAGAGACCCCAACAAAACCAGAUGAACCAUCACCUAAGAAACAAUCAUUGGAAAUGUUAGACCUGAAUGACGCCUUCGAACUUCUAUUUGAUGAGAAAACUCAAAAGUUCCGCGAUCCCAAAUCGCCUAAUAAAGUGCUUACUUUCAAAGAAGCUCUUGAAAAGAACAUCAUUAAUCCAGAAUCGACUAUAUUUGACGUAGCAGCUGGUAAACCAUUAACAUUAAAAGAAGCACUAAAAACAGGUUUGAUCGACAAGAAAACCGGAAAACUUAAGGAGCCUAAGACUGGCAAAUCUGUAGAUAUUAAAAACGCUGCUAAGAUGGGCCUUAUAGCUGUAGUCGCUGCACCUGUGUUAGCUGGCAUGGCUGUUGUAAAAGGUGCACAAGCAAUAACGAGCAAGAUAACACAGCCUAAGGAGAGUCCAGUAGUUGAUUCAACCAGUCGUGUUAUCACGCCUGGUACAACUAAAAUGAUUGAUCCUGUAGCACAAGAUCAGGCUAAGAAGCCUGAAGCGAAUAUUAUUAAAAAAGAAGUUUCAAGUUCUGGACCGCAACCAGAGAAACAAAAUGAGAAACCAACCAUUCUAUCACCGGAAUCUGAAAUCUCUGAAGUUCAAUCCAUAAAAACAAAGGAUGUAGUUUCUGCUGAGAAAAGAAUCUCUGAAAAAGAGCCCUCUGAUCAAGUUCCUUCAAAGCACGAUUCAAAAGUUGUUUCAGCACCGAAGGAUACUGCUAAAGUUGAGACUAUUGAUACUGAUGGUACAGCUGUCAUCACUGAAUCUCUGAAGACAGAUAAAGAUAAGGCAAAGCCUAAAGAAAUUGGUAAACAAGACCAAUACGAAACUGUUAGCGUUCCUAGCGAGAAAGCUGAUGCAUCUAAAAAACCAGACGAAAUGCCAGUCACAGAACUGGGUUCCAUUCGUGCACAGCCUAUUGUAGAUAAACCUAGUCCUAUUCGAGAUAUAGAGCACGUAGUUUUUGAAGAAAAACCUGUCAUACAGGAGUUCAGACAAACUACUGCUGAAGGCGAAGAAAUUAUCUCAGUAACAAAGACAUCUGUUACCAAAACUAUAAUUGACACAGCCGAAGAAUCUUACGUCACAGGCUCAGUAGAUGACAGUAUAACUAAUAAAACACUAGAGACUAAAGACAGUAAACCCGGUGUCCAAGACAAAGUCGUAAGGGAACCCAAAGACAAGGUAAGUGAUAAACCUAGUAGUAACCAAGAAUCACCAAGAGAAACAAGUGCCACACCUGACGAUGAUUUCGAAAUAAUUGAAGAAAUUCCAACCAUUGAAGAAAUGCGUGAAAUUACACCGUAUGAUCAACAAUCUACAACUGUAGUCAAAACUACCAUUUCAAAAACCGAACCUACUGAGAUCGUGACUGAACAUAGCAGCACAGUUAUAACUACAUCGUCAUCUACUGUAACAACGGUAGAAAUAACUGAAAAUCAGUCUACAUCUUACCAGGUAAUCACGGAAGUAACUAGCGGACCUCAAGAAGGUAGUGAAACUGUUAUACAGGAAUAUCACGUAACUGAGGCUCCUGAUGAAACAGAUAAAGUUACAAUCCAAGAUUACGAAUCACCUGAUAAACCUGAAAUUAUUUCACAUAAGGAACCUCAAAGCUCAACUGUGGAAAGAAGCGUUGUAUCUGAACUAAAAACUGAUAAACCCGUAGAAGUAGCUCCCGGAGUUAUAUAUGAUCCUGACACGUCAGUCCUUAUCUCUGCCAAGGAAGGCAUUACUGAUAAUCUGUUAGACGCUGUUAACAAAGGCAUAAUACCAUCUGAAACUAUUAAAGUAGUUGAGCCUAAGACAGGCAAAGAAAUAACUUUGCAAGAAGCUAUCAAAAAAGGAGUUGUUGAUGAUAAAACGGGAGAGUUGAAAGACAAGUCGGGUAAAAAGAUUAGUAUAGCCGAUGCGGCGAAGAUAGGUCUAAUAGCUGUUGUUGGUGCUCCAAUACUAGCUGCGGCUAAAGUAGUUGAAGUAGUCAAGAGUGCUAUGGUAGUCGAUCCUAAGACUGGAGAACAGGUACCUAUAGAUCAAGCUCGCCAAAGAGGUAUUCUCGAUUCUGAUACUUACAAAAAGUAUGAAGAAGUCAUUAAAACUCAUGCUCCUGGUUCUACGACAACUGAGGUAGUUACUCAGAUCACAUCGAAACCGGGCAAAGACUCGACACUUUCUGAGAAAGUUGUGGAAACAUACACAACUACAACUACCACACGUCCAACUGAAGUAGAAAUAACAGAAGUAACAGAAUCCAGUGAUUCUGUUGUCGCUGAAGUUAUUACUACAACGGUUGAACAGAAAUUGCUUGAAUUUGGUAAAACCACACCAACAACUGCAAACGACAGUAAAUCUAUAUCGGCAAUGCUUAUUGAUGCUGAAAGACAGCCUUUGAGAGUAAUAGAAGAAAUUACUGAACAAAACGUUACUAAGGAAAAGACAGAGCUUCCUAAACCUAUUUAUGAAAAUAUACCGUUGAUAGACGCGAUCGCUAAGGGUAGAAUCGAACCUAAAGUUUGUAGAAUUAUCAUAAACGGUGUAGAAUCUCCACUUACAGUGCAGGACUCAUUAGAACAGGAACAAAUAAGUAGGUUCGCUCCAGUAGAUGUAUUAUCUAAAAACUGUGUUGUAGUCCGAGAAUUCAAACCCAGUUAUUCGGUAGCCAUUUCCCAUAGACUAACUCCAGAAGAAUUAUCUGAAAUGGGUGUGUAUGAUAUUGAAAAACAAGUAUUCCUUAACCCCGAAACCGGUGCCAAAAUUUCCUUUGAAGAGCUUGUUUACGGUCUUCAGAUUUUCGAUCCUGAGUCUAUUUUAGUAAAAGACUUGGGAUCCAAAUCUGAUGACUACAUUUCCUUUGAUGAAGCAAUUGCCAGACCUAUUAUAGACAAAACAACAGGUCAUAUGGUAAAUCCCAAGACAGGUAAACGCGUACCUUUCUUAGAAUGCAUUCAGUUAGGUUGGAUAGUCGAAAAGCCCGAGGACGUCUCUGUUCCUGAACAAGUUACAAUCGAGUCAGCUUUAGAGCAAGGCCUGUACAACCCAGCGACUGGAGAAAUCAAAGAUGUUAAUACCGGAGCUUUAGUACCAAUAGGCAAAGCUGUUGAAUCCGGGCUGGUUGACCAGGAAUCGUUGUUAAUCAAAAUCCCGCGUACAAACGAGAUCGUUUCAUUAUCAGACGCUAUUGAACGCGGCGUUAUUGAAAUUCACGAGGGAGUUAUAACCAUUGUAGAGACCCGUGAAAUCAUUGAAAUAUCAGUCGCUAUCCAAAAAGGUUUAAUAACCGUAAUUAGAAGGCCCAUUUCCAUCGCAGCGGUCAUUGAUAAUGACAUGUAUGAACCAACAACAGGAAAAAUAAAGGAUAAAGUAACAGAACAAUUAGUUACUGUAGGUGACGCUGUAGACAGGAAUAUCAUACACCCAACUAUUUCAGAAAUUAAAGAUACAGCUUUAGAAAAGUUUGUUCCUCUCUCAGAGGCCAUUGACACUAAACUCAUUGAUUCCGAAACUGGUAAAAUUAAAGAUAAAAAGACUGGUAAAGACAUUCCAUUAGACGAUGCCUUGAAGAAGGGAUUAGUUGCGACUAAGUCGGUUACAUUCUCUCUAUUUGAUAUAAUUGAAUUAGGUUAUUACUCUCCCGAGAGUGGGAAAAUAAUGGACCCUAAGACCGGUAAAUUGAUAACAUUAAAAGAAGCGAUUGAACAAAAGCUAGUAGAUCCAUCUGACGUUAAAAUCAAAGAUGACAAAUCGGAAGCAGUAGUGCCUUUCGACAGCGCAGUUAAAUCAGGUCUUAUUGAUAUAGAAAAGGGUGUCGUUACGUCACCCCUUUGUAACUUGAAGGACGCUUGCGAUAAAGGCUAUUUGUUAAGUGAUUCCAAACCUUGGUCUUUGCAAGAAGGCUUGGUCCAAGGAUUCUAUGAUCCCGAAACAGGACUUCUAACUAUUAAUGACGUGACUAUGACGCUCGAGGAAGCGAUCAAGAUCGGAAAUAUUAACCCUGAAGCUCUAACAGUUAGGAACUCCAUCACUGGAGAAAUUAUAACUCUGGCAGAAGCUAUUAAAGCUGGCAUUAUUGAUUCAAAGGAAGGAAAAGUUAGAGACCCCAUAUACGGUGACAAAAUCUCUCUUACAGAUGCUUCUGAGCGUGGUCUUAUUGUUCCAGCUAAACGUAAACUUAGUUUACCCGAGGCUGUGUUCAAAGGCUUUUACGAUCCAAAAACUGGAAAGUUCUCCAACCCGCUAAGUAAAGAAAAAGUGCCUACAGAUAGGGCUAUUAAGAAGCGUUUCAUUGAUCCACAAUCCACCUUGGUUCACGCCGCCGGUAAAGUCAUUCCAUUUGAGUUUGCAGUAGACAGGGGUAUCGUUGACAGUAGGACAGGUACCAUCAGGUUAGGAGACGAAAAUAUUGAUUUCCGAGAAGCAUUCGAAAGAGGAAUACUUGUCGAAGUUCGCAAACCAAUGUCUCUCAUUGAAGCCCUUGAAAAAGGUGUUUAUAAUGAGAUUACCGGAUUAUUCAUGGAUCCUCAAAGUGGUAAAAAGUAUACUCUAGCUGAGGCUAUUAAAAUGAACCUAAUCGAUGCUCAUUCCGUUCACAUCUUGGAUAAUAGGUUAGGUAAAUGGGACAAGAUUACAUUACCAGAAUCUCUAGAAACUGGCGUUAUCGAUGACCAAACAAGUAAAAUUAGGAACAUCAACAACGACAAUGAAGAAAUUAGUCUUCGUAAAGCUUUCGAAAUCGGUUUGCUUGUGGACAGCAAGGCACCAAUCAGCCUUCAGCGUGCGUUACACCAAGGUCUGUAUGAUGACAGCACCGGUAAGAUAAUCGACCCGGCCACAAACCGUAAGAUCACUUUACAUGAGGCGAUCAGACGUUCCAUCAUAAGUCCAAAAUAUCUUUGCUAUUUCGAUAAGAAAUCAGAAAAGCCUUUAUCGCUAGGAGAUUGUUGUCGCAGUGAAAUUAUUGAUAGAAGAAGCGGUAAAUUCCAUGAGCCGGGUUCCGACGUCCAAGUCUCCCUGUCCGAGGCAAUGAGUUUAGGUCUUAUUGUGGACAUCGAAAGCGCAGGUUUUACGCUUUACGAGACCUUAGCCAUGAACAUGUAUACCAUAACAGAACUUGCAUUUAUACACCCAGUGUCUGAGAGAUUAAUCUCUCUGAAAACAGCUAUUGCAGAUGAAUUAAUUAACCCAGAAACUUCAUUAGUCAAACACAUACCCAGCAGUAAAUACAUUAAAUUAAGUGAAGCAAUCGAAAACGGUGUUAUUGAUAGUGAAAAUAACGUUUACAUUUUACCCAACGGCAAUCAAAUUAACUUGUUAGAUGCUAAACAUCGCGGUCUUAUAGUAACAACUAAGAAAAACUUGAGUCUCGAAGAGAUUAUAAGAAAUGGACUUUUCAGAGCUGAUAACGGUAAAAUUGUUGAUCCAAGCAAUAAUGAAUUCAUAGAUAUCAAUAAAGCGAUAGAAAUUAAACUGCUUAACCCUGAUCUUACCGUCGUUAAAGAUAACUUCACUAAUAAGUUCAAACCAUUACCGGUUGCAAUUCAGCAAGGAGAUGUAGACGUAGGCAAGGGUAGGGUUAUCGACACCAAAGCCAAGAAAACAUACAGCUUAGAUAUCGCGUUCGACAAAGGUCUUCUAGUCACUGUAAUCCAACCUAUUACAUCUCAAACGGUUACAAAGAAAUACGUUACCGAUUCCACUGCGUCAAAAGAACCUGUAAUUAGGGAAUUCACUCUAGAUGAAGCCAUAAAGUACGAAUUUAUCGACCCCGAAACAGCUCUUAUCAAAGAUCCUCAUAAGAACAAAUACAUUCCAUUAAAAGUAGGCAUUGCUGAGGGAAUUAUCGAUAAAAACGCUAAAGGUUCUUUCGAAACACAGAAUAGGUCUCGUACGCUUUGCUUCGUCUUUGAAAAUGGUUUAAUCGUGUACGUCCGUGAACCACUAACGUUUGAGCAAGCGAUUGAAAACGGUCACUUGAAUGUAGCAACUGCGCGAUUUACUGAUCCACAUUCCAACGAAGUACUUACGAUUAGAGACGCGGCCUUAUUAGGCUACAUAGACCCAGACACGGCGCUCAUAAAAGAUAAUCUCAAGAAAAGGUUGGUCAAACUCCCUGAGGCAUUCCGUAAAGGCCUCAUGGACGCUGAAAAAGGCAAUAUACUAGACACUGAAACCUCUAAACUUAACACUUUAACGGCUGCCAUAGAGAGCGGACUUCUAAUGACUCCUAAGAAAUGCUUCAGCCUAAUAGAAACUUUGAACUUCGGUAUUUACAACCCGACAACCGGAGCUCUGAACGAUCCAUUCAUAACCACUAGCGUGAUGGACAGAAAGAGGUUGAACUUGGGCGAAGCUAUUCAACAAGGAAUCGUAGACCCGUCAAGUACUGUUGUCAAAGAACCAGAAACAGGAAAGAUAUGGCCAUUGGUACAAGCGAUAGAACAGAAACUAGUUGAUCCCGUCGAAGGCAGGCUCAUAAUAGAUCCAGUCAAAUCGAUCAGUUUGGACUUAGUCAAAGCUCUGAAGAAGGGUUACUUGCUGCCAGCAGAAACAAGGCAAGCAGUGGAAGAGAAAUACAGGCUUUGCGAUGAGACGUUGUCUAAGUUGCUGGAAUGGAUCGCCGUUGUUGAAGACAGACUCGCGAACCAAGAAGCCGUUAAGGAAGACAUGGAUGAGCUUCGCAACCAGAUCAAUAUACUUAAGCUUAUCAAGGACGACCUGGAGAGCCACCAGCGUCAAGUGUCCGCGUGCGCCGACCAGGCCAAGCAGCUGCUCGUUUCCGGCGGAGAUGUGCUGGCUCCUCAUGAGGUGGCAGCACUGGAGCGUGGAGUGCGACAGCUGAAGCAACGCUGCGACAAGUGCACCGACAAGUGCGAUAAGAUGCUGCGCAGGUUGGCCGCGGCUAGAGACGAGCUUGGCAAGUUCGGCAACGAACUGAACGCCUUUAACACCUGGAUGGAAGGCGCGUACCGCACUCUGGAAGACAAGGAGGCAGCUCUCUCCAAGCUGAACAGCCUCCCCGACCAGAGCGAGGAUGUCAGGGAGUUCGUCUCUGACGUCAUCGCGCACCAAGCCGACCUGAGGUUCAUUACUAUGUCGGCGCAGAAGUUUGUGGAUGAGAGCAAGGAGUUCCUAACCAUCCUCAACGAGUACCGCACCUCGCUCCCGUCCCGCCUGUCCCACAUCCCGGCGCGGGGCGAGAGCGCGGUGCGGGGCGCGGCGGGGGGCGCGCGCCGCCGACACGCGGAACUGUGCGCGAGGGCGCAGCGUCUGCAGGAGAGGCUGCGCGGGGCUGCUGACGUCACCAGGCUCUACCAUGAUGCCAUGAACAGGGCGCAGAGGUGGAUCACUGAUAUCGAGCCACAAGUCCGCUCAGUACUCUCCGAGCCGGUCGGCGGAGAGCCGCGCGCCGUCGAGUCACAACUCUCGAAAGCGAAGACGCUGCACAACGAGAUCGUGUCGCAAGGACGACUUAUUGAUAAUGUUAAGGAUGCUUGCGAGCAACUAGUCAAAUCUCUCGAGGGUAACCUCACCCCAUCUGAGAUCCGUCAACUAGAGGUCCCUGUUCUGGACCUGACGUCCCGCUACAAGGACCUGACGGAGGCCGUGGGGUCCCGCUGCGCGGAGCUGGAGGCCGCGCUGCUGCAGUGCCAGGGGCUGCAGGACGCGGCGGAAACACAGGCCCACUGGGUCGGACAGGCUGAGAAUCUGUUUAAGAGUCAAUUGAAACCUGCCUCUCUUAUCCGGGAGCGUCUUGACGAGCAAGUCCGGGAGCAGCGCAUAGCUAUCGCGGAGCUGGAAGCCCGCAGGCCGACCCUCGCCAAGCUGCUGGCGAGUGCGAGGGACGCCGCCCUCACGCCGUCCAACGCGCGCAUCGCCAAGAAACUGGAGCAAAGAGCUGAUGAUAUUUAUACCAGAUACGAAAAACUAGUGGAACGUUCAGCGAAACGCAGCGAGUUCCUGGACGAGGUAUCAUCGGAGCUAGCUCAGUUCUCGGGGCAGGCCGGCGCGCUGGACGCGGCGCACGCGCAGCUGCUGGAGCAGGCGGACGCGAGGGAACUCGCGAGGCUGUCUGCUGACGACCUCGCCAACAGGCUCGCGCAGCUGGCUCACUACAGAGACAAACAAAUGCCGCUGUUGGAGGAAUGCCUGAGGAACGGCAAACAGCUGAUCGUCAAGAAGGAUGUCACCGACACACAUGUUAUUCGUGACAGGAUGAAGGCUUUGGAGAACCAAUGGCGUGAUUUCAACGCGACUCUAGAGGAGAAACAGAAGCUGUCCAAGCAGAGAGCCGACCAGCUCAACCAGUACGAGUCGCUCAAGAUCCAAGUUCUGGACUGGCUCCAAUCCAUGGAGGGUCGCGUGACCCGCCUGCAGCCGGUCGCCGUAGACCUGGACGUCAUCAAGCAGCAGCAAGACGAGCUGCGCCCUCUGGCGAAGGAGUACAGAGACUUCUCUAUUACUAUUGAUAAGGUGAACGAGGCGGGCGCGGUGUACGAGGCGCUCACGCGCGGCGACCGCGCCGACAGCCCGCAUCGGAAGAGGCAGAUGUACAGCCCUACUAAACGACAGACGCCCAGCCGCACCCUGGACGGUCGCUCCCCGUCUCCGAGCAAGGCUCACGGCUUGGUCAGUCCUGGCUCCACACAUUCCACCUCCAGUGGAUUCUCCUCACGAAGAUCCAGCCAGGAUGGAUUCCAUCUCGAAGAACUAUCUCCAGUCCAGCAACAGCUGGCUGAGAUCAACAACCGCUACAGCCUGUUAGGCACGAAGCUGGCUGACCGGACCGCUGAGCUGGAUGCUGUGAGGGAGGAACUGCGCAAGCAUCUCGACAGCCUGCGCGCGCUCAAUACCUUCCUAGACAAGGUCCAGAGGCAACUGCCUAAGGAAUCAGUUCCCAAUACGAAGGAGGAGGCUGAUAAGACCAUCAAGCAAGCUCGCGCCGUGCUCGAGGAAAUGUAUGAGAAGCAAAGCAUUCUGGACUCUACCAAGACACAGGUUCGCGAGCUACUGAAGCGCAAGCAGAGCGUGUUGGGCGCGGACCGCCUUCACGACGAGAUGGAGGACGUGUCCUCAAGGUGGAAGGCGCUACACGACGCCUUCAAGGACAAGAUCCGCCUGAUGGAGGAGAUGAAAGACUUCCACGACACGCACAGCAACCUGUCUCAGUGGCUGAGCGCUAAGGACCGCAUGAUGACCGCUCUCGGACCCAUCUCCUCAGACUCCAGGAUGGUCCAGACUCAAGUCCAGCAGGUACAAGUCCUCCGUGAGGAGUUCCGUGGCCAGCAGCCGCAGCUCGCUCACCUUGAAGAAGUGGGAGCGGCUGUACUGGACCGCCUGGAGCCAGCCUCGCCGGACGCCAACAAGCUGAGGCAGAAGGUCACCGACCUUCAGGAUAGAUGGAAUGAACUGCUUAACAAGCUAGAGAAGCGCGCGGAGAGCCUGGGCGCGGCGGCGGACACGUCCCGCGAGUUCGAGGCAGGACUCGCGCGCCUGCGGGACGCGCUGCAGACCAUCGGGGACAAGCUGGACGAGGUGGCCAUGGAGAACGAGCCCGACGAACAACUCCGGAAGAUCGAGAACUUGGAGCGUCAACUGGAAGGCCAGCGUCCCCUGCUCGCGGACCUGGAGGGCGCAGGCGCGGCCCUCGCGGCAGUGCUGGCGGACCCCAGUGCCAGGCACGACAUACAGGCCAAGCUGGCGUCGCUGGCGAGGCUGUACGAUGCGCUGCAGAGGAAACUCGACCAUAGGAAGGCUGAGAUCGAAGCGGCGCUCAAGGACGGACGCAACCUCGAAGAGAACGUAGCCCGUACUCUCGGCUGGCUGCAAUCGGAACUGAACUCACUGCCCGCGCGGCUGCAGGUGUCCGCCGACAGCGUGAAGCUGCAACAACAGCUGGAGCGACACGAACCUCUGUACCGAGACCUCACGCAAAGAGAACACGAGCUUAUCAUGCUUUUGGAUAAGGGCCGUGAGAUGGAGAAGAAGCCAGCUCACCAGAGCCUGCGUAAGGACCUAGACAGGAUUCAAACGCAGUGGGACAAGCUCAAACGAGAGACAGUCGACCGCUACACUAGACUACAGACUGCUAUGGAGCACUGCCGCAAAUUCCACAAGGCUCAAGAAUCCUUCGUCCCCUGGCUGUCAGACCUGGAGGACAGGCUCGCCAAGCUGCCCGACACCACCUUCACCAAGAAGGAGGUGGAGAAGCAGCUGCGAGAGCUGCAGCAGAUCAGAAACGAUAUCUGGAAGAGGUCUGGCGAGUACGAGAACAACAAGACACUCGGCGAGACAUUCAUCUCUUCCUGCGAUAUAGACCAGGAGAUCGUGAGGAAACUCCUCGACAACAUCAAGGAGAGAUGGGACAGGAUAAACAACGAAGUGCUCCAACAAGUGGAGUUCCUGGAGACCACCGCCCGCAAGCUGGGCGAGUUCGGCGAGAAGGUCCGCGCGGUGGACACGCCGCUGUCCCGCUGCGAGGAGCGGCUGCAGGAGGCCCUGUCCGCGCCGCCCGCCCACGCCGCGGAGGCGGUCGCGCGCCUCGCCGACCAGAUACACGCGCUCAGGGCGCCGCUACAGAGCAUCAACGCGGCCGCGGACGACAUCGUGUCCCUGGCGCUGGAGUGCAGCGGGCGCGAGGCGGGGGCGCGCGCGCGGCAGGUGCUGGAGGAGCAGGCGCAGGCGCUGGCCGAGCGCCUGGACGAGCUGGAGGCCCGCGCCGGGGACGCGCGGGGCAGGCUGGCCGGGGCCGCCGCCGCCAUGACGCACUUCCAGGACAAAGUAAAGAACCUAUCCCACGACCUCUCCGAUCUGGAGAAGGAACUAGACAGCAUGAAGCCGCCGGGCCGCGACCUCAAGACUGUGCGACAACAACUCGAUGACAUCGGACGCUUCUACAAGCGGCUCGAGAACGCUGAUGACUUGGUCGGAGAUACCGAGAGGGCGGCUGAAACCUUGGUGGACAGUGGAUACACUGUGGAUACUGCCAAGACUAGGGAUCAGGUGGAAGGACUUCGCAAACAGCUGGGCAAGUUGGACGAGCGCGCUCGCUCCAAGGAACAAGACCUGGACGACACUCUCAGCAAGCUGGAAGCAUUCUACAAGGCAUACGACUCCGUUAUGGAUGAUGUGUCUGAGGCCGCCGAACAAGUCCGUAGCCUAAAACCGGUAUCCUCCGAAGUGGAACAGAUCAGGUCCCAGCAGAAAGACUUCGCCGAGCUCAAGAAGAGGACCCUGGAGCCCCUGGGUCAGAACGUGGCACACUGUAACAAGAUAGGCCAGGGUCUCGUGAGGUCUGCUCUCCAGGGGGUCAACACCCAGGUGCUGGAGAAAGACCUGGAGAAGAUGAAUGACAAGUGGAACGCGCUGAAGGAGAAGAUGAACGAACGCGAGCGUCGUCUCGACGUAGGGCUCCUUCAGUCAGGCAAGUUCGCGGAGGCUCUCGCUGGGCUUGAGAAGUGGCUCGCCGAUACAGAAGACAUGGUCAACAACCAGAAGCCGCCCUCAGCCGACUACAAGGUCGUCAAGGCUCAGCUGCAGGAGCAGAAGUUCCUCAAGAAAAUGCUGAUGGACCGUCAGAACUCGAUGUCCUCACUAUUCGCGAUGGGCAACGAGGUCGCGGCGGGCUGCGAGACGGCUGAGCGCAAGGCCAUCGAGAAGCAGCUGAAGGGACUCAUGCAGAGGUUCGACGCGUUGACCAACGGCGCCCAGCAGAGAAUGCUGGACCUGGAACAGGCUAUGAUGGUGGCUAAACAAUUCCAAGAAGAAUUACAGCCGUUGGUGGAGUGGCUCGGCGUGACGGAGCGCAAGGUGAAGUCCUUACAGCUGGUGCCCACUGACGAGGAGAAGAUACAACACAAGAUCAGGGAGCACAAGAAUCUCCACGAGGACAUAAUUUCGAAGCAGCCGGCUUUCAAACAGCUGACGGAGACAGCGUCCACGUUAUUGGGACUCGUCGGUGACGACGAGGCCAGCGCGCUCGCUGACAGGCUGCAAGCUGCCACUGACAGAUACCAAGCCCUGGUCGACCACAGCCUGAACAUCGGCGACCUUCUGGAGAGCUCUCGCAAGGGUCUGCGUCACCUGGUCCUCACGUACCAGGACCUGUCCGCCUGGAUGGACGCCAUGGAGCAGUUCCUGGCCAAGAGGAAGGUGCUGCCCGUCCACAUGGAGAAGCUGUUGAGGCAGAUGGAUGAGUUGGCUGAAAAGACCGAAGAGAUCGCAUCAAAACAAGAAGCAGUGGACAGCACAGUGGAGUCAGGGUUGGAGCUGAUGAAGCACAUCUCAGGGGACGAGGCCCUGCAGCUGAAGGACAAGCUGGACGCCCUCCAGCGGAGGUACAACGACCUCACCAGCAGGGGCGCCGAGCUGCUGCGCGUGGCCUCCGAGACCCUGCCGCUGGUGCAACAGCUGUAUAACAGUCAUGCUAGGUUGACGGACUGGAUGGCCGGCGCGGAGUCCUGCCUGCAGUCAGUAGAGCCCCGCGAGGAGGACAUCCUGAGGCUGGAGGCUGAAGUGCAGGAGUACCGGCCCGUGCUCGACAACCUCAACCAGAUCGGGCCGCAGCUGUGCCAGAUAUCUCCUGGAGAGGGCGCUACUCACAUCGAGAGCAUCGUGAUGCGUGACAACCGCCGCUUUGACGCCAUCGCCGAACAAGUCCAGCGCAAGGCAGAGAGAUUGUUGCUUAGCAAGACGCGCUCUCUCGAAGUAGUAGGCGACAUGGAGGAAGUACUAGAAUGGUUGCGGGGCGUGGACGCGGCGCUGCGGGCGGCCGAGCCUCCGUCGUGUGAGGCCAGUGUCGUGCGGGCGCAGCUCAGGGAACAGAGGCCGCUCAGCGACGACGUGGCCGCGCAGAGGGUGCGCGUCAGGGACCUGCUGUCGCAGGCUAAGAAGGUUCUCCGCGAAUGCCAGUCUUCAGAAGAGACAGCGGUGAUCAGGGACCGCAGCGAGGAGUUGAAGGAGAUGAUGGAGGAGGUCGGCCACCUGAGCGCAGAGCGACUCGCCGCGCUCGAGCAGGCGCUGCCGCUCGCAGAACACUUCGCUGACACGCAUCAUGGCCUGUCGUCCUGGUUGGAUGACAUGGAGAAGCAGAUCCAGAUGCUGGCCAUGCCCGCUCUUCGACCAGAACAAAUUGCUCAGCAGCAAGACAAGAAUGAAAUGCUACAACAAUCCAUUGCCAACCACAAGCCGUUGGUUGACAAGCUGGUGAAGACGGGCGAGGCUCUAGCGAAGCUCUGCGGGGACGAUGACGCGGCCAAGGUUCAGGAUAUAGUGGACGCCGACUGCGAGCGGUACAACGCGCUGCGGGCUGAGCUCCGCCAGAGGCAGCAGGAGUUGGAACAGGCCCUGCAGGAGUCGUCCCAGUUCUCGGACAAGCUGGAGGGCAUGCUGCGCGCGCUGUCGGGCGCCGCCGACCAGCUGCAGCGCGCGGAGCCCGUGUCCGCACACCCGCCUAAGAUCGAAGACCAGAUCGAAGAGAACAACGCUUUGGUGGAAGACCUGGAAAAACGUCAGGAGGCUUACAACGCGGUCCAGCGCGCCGCCUCUGACGUCAUCAGCAAGGCCAACAAGAGCGACCCCGCCGUCCGGGACAUCAGGAACAAACUGGACAAGCUUAACAAACUAUGGGACGACGUGCAAAAAUCAAGUUCAGACCGAGGCAACUCGUUAGACAGCACUCUAGAGGUCGCUCGCAAGUUCUGGCAGCAGUUGAACGCUGUCAUGGCGCAGCUGUCCGAGCUAGAGGACACGCUGACCGCGCAGCCGCCGCCCGCCGCCCAGCCCAGGGCUAUACAGGCCCAGCAAGUGGCCCUGCAGGAGAUCAGACAUGAAAUCGACCAUACUAAGCCUGAGGUGGAAAAAGUCCGUAAAACCGGCUCGACCCUCAUGUCGCUCUGCGGCGAGCCAGACAAGCCGGAGGUCAAGAAACACAUGGAGGACCUCGACAGCGCCUGGGACAACAUCACGGCGCUGUACGCAAGGCGAGAGGAGAACCUCAUCGAUGCCAUGGAGAAGGCCAUGGAGUUCCAUGACACGCUACAGAACCUGCAAGAGUUCCUAGACUCGGCUGAAGACAAGUUCUCCCGCAUGGGCCCGCUCGGGUCAGACAUCGACGCUGUCAAGCGGCAGAUCGCUCAGCUCGCCUCCUUCAAGCAAGAGGUCGACCCGCACAUGGUUAAAGUUGAGGCUCUUAAUAGGAGUCUUAUGAGGCAAGCUCAAGAACUCACAGAGCGUACAUCGUCCGAACAAGCGGCGGCUAUUAAGGCUCCUCUGACGGAGGUCAACUCCCGCUGGUCGGCGUUGCUUAGAGGCAUGGUUGAGAGGCAGCAACAGUUGGAGAGGGCGCUACUGAGGCUCGGACAACUGCAGCAUGCUUUACAAGAACUGUUGUCUUGGAUACAACACACCAGCGAUACUUUGGAUACUCUGAGGCCGGUUGCCGGCGACCCACAAAUCCUGGAAGUGGAGCUAGCCAAGUUGAAGGUCCUCGUGAACGACAUAGCGGCUCACCAAGCGAGCGUCGACACGCUCAACGACGCCGGCGCGCAGAUCGUUCAACAGGGUACGGGUACCGACGAGGCAGGCGAGACGGCCGAGAAGCUGGCAACACUGAACAGGAAGUGGCGUGAACUGCAACAGAAGGCGAGAGACCGACAGACCGAGUUGGAGGAUGCGCUGAGAGAGGCACAGAGCUUCAACGCGGAGAUCGGUGACCUACUCAGCUGGCUCUCCGAGGUGGACAGCGUGAUCACAGCAUCCAAACCUGUCGGAGGACUUCCUGAAACCGCCUCUGAACAACUUGAGAGAUUUAUGGAGGUAUACAACGAGAUCGAAGCGAACCGCCCGAAGGUGGAGGCAGUUCUGCAGCAAGGCCAGGAGUACCUGAAGAGGCAGGACAAGCCGAACCCCACGUCACAGCUGCACCAUAACCUGAAGAACUUGAAGUCGCGAUGGGAUAAUGUCACUGCUAGAGCAUCAGACAAGAAGAUAAAGCUAGAGAUAGCUCUGAAGGAGGCGACGGAGUUCCACGACGCGCUGCAGGCCUUCGUGGAUUGGCUCACCAGCGCCGAGAAGACGCUCACCUCUGCCAAGCCCGUGUCCAGGGUCAUGGAGACCUUGCUCACUCAAAUCGAGGAACACAAAUCAUUCCAAAAGGAAGUGGCGACACACCGCGAGACGAUGCUCCACCUCGACAAGAAGGGCACUCACCUCAAGUACUUCAGCCAGAAGCAGGACGUCAUCCUCAUCAAGAACCUGCUGGUCUCCGUCCAGCAUCGGUGGGAGAGGGUGGUCUCCAAGGCAGCUGAGAGGACCAGGGCUUUGGACCAUGGCUUCAAAGAGGCAAAAGAGUUUAAUGAUAUGUGGAACAACCUGAUGAACUGGCUCAACGACACGGAGGAGCAGCUCGACCAGCUCAACUCGGAAGCCACCGUCAACGACCCCGAGAAGAUCAAACAGAGGUUAACAAAACACCGCGAGUUCCAAAAGGCGUUGGCUGGCAAGCAGCCGGUGUACGACCAGACAAUGAAGAUCGGCAAACAGCUGAAGGACAAGGCGCCCAAAGGUGACGAGAACACGCUCAAGACCAUGCUGCAAGACAUGAAGACCAAGUGGACCACCAUCUGUUCCAAGGCUGUUGAUAGGCAACGCAAACUCGAAGAAGCCCUGCUAUACUCGGGCCAGUUCAAGGACGCGAUGUCCGCUCUGCUGGAGUGGCUCCGCAAGCAACAGAAGCUGCUCGCCGGGGACGCGCCCGUACACGGAGACCUGGAUACUGUCAUGGCGCUCAUAGAACAACACAAGCAAUUCGAGGAGGACCUUCACUCUCGCGAACAACAAAUGCAAUCCGUCAUGAAGACCGGCAAAGAUCUUGAAGCAACGGUGCCCCGUGAAGACGCGGCCAGUAUUCGCCAGCAAUGCGGUGAGCUGAAGAGCGCUUGGGAGACUGUUCAGAGCCUCAGUGAGAAGAAGGCUCACAAGCUUGAGUCUGCUCUUAAAGAGGCUGAAAAGCUCCACCGCUCAGUAAACAUGCUACUCGAAUGGCUGUCGGACGCGGAGACCAAGCUUCGAUUCUCGGGCCAACUCCCCGAAGGAGACCAGGAGACACAACAACAGAUCUUCGACCACGAGCGCUUCGUACGAGAGCUGAACGAGAAGCAGCGAGACAAGGACGACACGAUCACUCUCGCUCACUCUAUCCUGAGCAAGGCGCAUCCCGACGCCGUGACUGUGAUUAAACACUGGAUUACGAUUAUACAGAGUCGUUGGGAUGAGGUGUGGCAAUGGGCGAUGCAGCGAGGCAGCAAGCUGGAGUCACACAUGCAGAGCCUCAAGGACCUGGACCUGGUGCUCGAGGAACUGCUGCAGUGGCUCAUCGGCUUAGAGAACACGCUGCUCUCGCUGGAAGCGGAACCAUUGCCGGAAUCCAUCGAGCUGCUGGAGGGUCUUAUCGAAGACCACAAGGAGCUUAUGGAGCACACGCAGAAGAGACAGAAUGAAGUCGACCGCGUCUGCAAGGCCUACCAGGUUAAGAGUCAAAGCCAGGGUCGUGAGAGUACUCCACGCAAGGUUUCAGCGAAGACCGCCACUAAAGGCGCGCCUGGCCGUGGUUCUCAGCACGAUCUCAAUAGGGAGAGAUCCGUAUCGCCUGAUUAUUAUGGAUCGAGGCGAUUCAGGUCCAGGAUACACACUAGGACUAGGAGAGGAAGUCGCGUGAGCCCUGGUCGAGAGACGCCUGACCGCAACCUGCCGCACUACGGCCCGAGGUUCCCACCCAAGGGAAGCAGCAAGGGCGCCGAGCCAGAGUUCCGGUCUCCGCGCGUGAAACAGCUGUGGGACAAGUGGCGCACCGUGUGGCUUCUCGCGUGGGAGCGACAGAGACGGCUGCACGAGAGGCUGGUGCAUCUGAAGGAGCUGCAGAGAGUCUCGAACUUCAGUUGGGAUGACUGGAGGAAGAGGUUCCUGAAGUUCAUGAACCACAAGAAGUCUCGUCUGACGGACUUGUUCCGCAAGAUGGACAAGGACAACAACGGACUGAUCGCACGACACGAAUUCAUCGACGGAAUUAUCAACACCAAAUUCGACACCUCCCGACUAGAGAUGGGCGCUGUCGCUGACCUGUUUGAUAGGAACGGCAGCGGUCUCAUCGAUUGGGAGGAGUUCAUUGCGGCGCUAAGACCUGACUGGGUGGAACGCCGCGGCCCGCCGACGGACGCUGACAAGAUCCACGAUGAGGUGAAGCGCCUCGUCAUGCUGUGCACGUGCAGGCAGAAGUUCAGGGUGUUCCAGGUUGGCGAGGGCAAAUACAGGUUCGGCGACUCACAGAAGCUGCGUCUAGUCCGUAUUCUCCGCUCCACCGUAAUGGUGCGUGUUGGAGGCGGAUGGGUCGCCCUCGACGAGUUCCUGGUCAAGAACGAUCCUUGCCGAGCUGAGGAGUUUAUGGAGCAGCUGAGGCCUAUAUUUGAGGCUCUACGGCAGCGGGAGGAGCUUCCGUGUUCGUAUCCCCUGCACGUCGGCUCAACACAUGGCACUAAGCAGGCCUUCAUAUAUGGCCACUCAAGAUCUCAGGGCUCCACGACGCCGGGCCCGCACCACUAUAGCCACCACCACGGCUAUCAGCCAUCUCCAGGAUACCAUUGGGUAAGGGAACGUACGGCUCGUUCUGUGCCGAUGUCGGCUGGAGGAGUCGCAGGAAGGGCGUCAAGGUCUUCCCUGAGCGCUGGUACACCUGACUCAUUGAGCGACAACGAAGCAGCAAGCGGACUUGGAGCGAGAUACAGGAAGCCCAGUGUUCCAAGGUCAACCUUAACACCUGGAGGAUCUCGACCAGGGUCAAGACCCGGCUCCAGAGCUGGAUCAAAGCCCCCGUCAAGGCACGGAUCAAAUCUUUCUCUAGAUAGUACAGAUGACGUAUCCACACCGUCUCGCAUCCCGAUGCGUAAGGUGACAAACACGCGGACGUCGAUAGCUCGCGCGGCCGCCAACGCGAGCAAGCUCGGCGUCACCACUCCGAACGGAGGCUCCCGGCCUCGGACACCGACCGGCUUCCUGACCCCCGCCAGCGGAAGGUAUCCUACAGGCGGGAUGUACCGCACGUCCAGUAUACCGACACUGUCACCGGUGCCGGCGUUAGUGAGCUCGACACAUUCCCAGCCAUCGUCAAUGGCGUCCGAACAUCCCAAAUCCAUUUCCCAUACUCAUCCCGCAUUCCAGACACAAGGCUCCACUAAAAUUCCAGUUUACGUCGGCAACCGUUCCCACCGAUCCCCGUCCGUUGAGAGGCGAUUAAAAAUAUCCAGAAAAACGCACUCCAGAGAGACCUCCCAAGAACCCAGUCCCACUUCCCAAGGCCCCUCCAGGAAGUCUGAGCAGAGAAGUCCAGAAGACGACUCCUCGCUGUUCAGCAUAUCGGGAAUGACGAGCGACAAUGAAUAUGAGAGUAAUAUAAGCGAAUCGAGCGGCGAAGCUUCAAAGCCAACCCAGCGCGACGUCAAAGGGAGUGGCUCGUUUGCCUCCACUGAUGGACAAACGCCGGGCAGGAGUCGCAUCCCAGUACUAAAGGAUCACCAUACUAACUGUAAUCUGAAUAGGCAAAGGACACCGUCCGGCAGUACGACGCCGGUGCGGUCCGGUCAGCAGACCGCCGUGACCCGGCUGUUGAGGAAGCCCUCGGACGCGUCCGACGCAGGCACGCCCACGACGCCCGCCUCACGACGCGCCACUCCGGCAUCAUCUCGAACCACGGAGAAACGCGAACCAUUCCGACUUUAGACGAUUAAAUAUAACGCUAAUCCCUCGCACUACGUAAUUCACUCAAAAUUAUGAGUCGAGGACAUCACCUACGCUCUGUAAGCCGCUCCGACGUUUUGCUAUACAAAUCAAAAUCAUGUUUAAUCAAUUGCCAAAAUUUAUAAUAUACCCACCUUUAAUCUUUUACCACGUCCGAGCGGCUUGCAAGUGCAGGCAAGUGCUGACAUAACAUUUAAUAACUAACAUAAAUUUAACCAACGCGCGAAUUAAGCCAAGCUUAAUAAAAAAAUACGCCAAUAUGGCUUUUAAUUUAAGUGAGAACAAUUUAUAGAUAAUGGUAUUAGUAAAACUUAAAGUCUGCACUUGUUGCCUUGUAUUUUUUUCUAAAAUCCGCGCCAGUUUUUGCACUUCGUAAUUACUUGUUUUAUUUAUUUGUGCUGUCGUUAUACAGGACAUGUAUGUUCAUUAGUCGAUGUGAAUAAAAUACUAUCUCUUAUUUAUUGUCAACGUUGCCAUAAUUGUUAGUGUACCUAUGUUUUUUGUAUGUAAAAUGCGUAUUAUUGUCUCUUUACAGAGACCGGAAAGUGUGAUGACGAUUAUAAUAUUGUUUUCUUUAGGGACCAUUUGGUUUAACGGAAUAAUGAAGAUAGGUGAUCGUUGGCGAUCGCUUCUCACCUGUCAUACUCUCGCUUGUAUAUUCGCCAGAUACAAGUCCAGACAGACAGCUUUGAAACGGUCGCUCGCAAUCUGUUAAGGUGAUAAUAGAAUACUUUUUCUUUUGUAAUGCACAAUUAUGUGUUUCCCUUCAUAUUUUUAAGCCUUAAUUUGUCUUACGACAUGAUUAUUGAUUUGAUAAUUACUGUUUAUACACUUCUGUAUAUAAUUUACAUAUUUAUCACAGCAGCACAAGCUCCUAUAGAUAAUAAAAAUCAGAUGCGUUUUACACCGAACGAGAAGGCACUCGCGACUGUCGCCAGAGUUAAGAGUGUCUUACGUUUUUUAUAAUAAACGAAAAAUCAAAUCAUGUUAAACCGAUAUUUUGUUUAAGUACAUCAAGUACAUGUCGCAAAAGACAUUGUUUUAUAAAUCGCUAAGAAUAUUUUGAUAUUUAUUGAAAUAAUUGCUUUAAAAUGUAACCUCUUUCAAAAUGUUAACCAUCGCUCACCAUUUAUUUGUAAGUUUUUUUAAUAUAAAUCUGUCUCUGUUAUUAAGCUUAAUUAUUAUUAUUACGAAAAUUAUUAAUCUGGUCAUUUUUAUUUAAAUCAUUGUUAUAUUUGUUAUGUAAAUCGUGGCAAAUCUACUAAAAGGCUUAUGAUACUUUUUGUAUAAAAGGAUAUCGUUGCAUUACAUCCGUUUAAAAUCUCAUAACAAAACCUAUCAAAUAAAUGAAAAGUAACAAUUA
Messenger RNA from Trichoplusia ni (cabbage looper), 30120 nucleotides. RefSeq names its product microtubule-actin cross-linking factor 1 (gene shot). Gene Ontology annotation, biological process: wound healing; intermediate filament cytoskeleton organization. Bases 645 to 28739 code for a protein of 9364 amino acids. Gene Ontology annotation, molecular function: structural molecule activity; calcium ion binding; microtubule binding. The record is from RefSeq and is a predicted model, not a curated record. The transcript has 110 exons. NCBI's taxonomy places the organism in Eukaryota, Metazoa, Arthropoda, Insecta, Lepidoptera, Noctuidae. Gene Ontology annotation, cellular component: intermediate filament; membrane; cytoskeleton.